Molecule: messenger RNA, 2584 nt
Organism: Pseudogymnoascus verrucosus
Lineage: Eukaryota; Fungi; Ascomycota; Leotiomycetes; Thelebolales; Thelebolaceae
Exons: 1
Coding region: 480-2555 (691 amino acids)
Source: RefSeq, a predicted model, not a curated record
UGGGAAUGUCCGGUUCCCUCAACAUUAACGACGGAACCAAACCUCCAAAAUUAAACCAACGAUAUUCAAACUUCUCUUGGUGCGACAAGAGGGUCUGCUUACAUGGCCGAUAUUGAAGAAAUGGCGAGCGCGAAAAGUACGGGUUUGCUGGCAGUACUCGACUGUUGUCGUUAGCAGAAGUUUGGCAAGCAACUAGACACAGAGUGGUUUGAGCGGAAGCCCUUCCCUUACAUGUUUGAGAAGAAGAAUCUUGUAAAGGCGCAGCGCAUCCAAAUCGAAAUACACUGGGCAAACGAAUCAGCACGGCUCGACGAAGCUUGCUGCCUAAUAAGCCAAUGGUGUGUUGUGUUGAAGUGGUGCUUGUAGAUUGUGGCUUAAGCCUUGCCUUCAGCGCGAUUUGCUUUUCUUGCUCUGUCUUUCUCUUCUUUGCUCCGAGUACUGCCCAUCAAAUUUGAAACGCAGCUAUCACCAUCCCAAGUAUGCCUACAAUAACUCUCUGUCGCUUUGGCGUUGAUAAACAACUGUCUCUGCAUGAGGUAACUCUCGAGUCGUCUUCAUAUAUUGCCAUAUCACACAUAUGGGCUCAAGCCUCGUGGACGAAAAUCCCAGGAAUAGCGGAAAAGGUUCUCGUGUCUCCACAGAAAGCUAGAUUUAUCCAGGACAGAUUGCCAGCUUUGGUUGGCCAUUUACUAUUUUGGAUGGACGUCUUGGUCGUGGACCAGUCUAACAAGGACGCUAGAUUAGCCGUUGUCGAGCAUAUUCCCGCUGUCUACAUGAAUGCAACGAAAACCAUUGUUGUAAGAGAAGACGGUGGCUUCGGUCCAUGCUGUGAGAGUUUGCUAGACCUGAUAGACGAUGAGAAGUGGAACGUCAAUCGCGUCCGUGGGGCAAAUGGGCAACUCGAAGAUUAUGACAUAGCCAGCAACGCAGCUAAACAUCUCAAAUCUCAUCAUCAACAUGGCCUUGAUGAAAUCUGGUCACAUCGACUAUGGCCUCUACAAGAGACAAAUCUCUCCCAGACAAUUCAAUUCACUGUCUGUGAAAACGCCAAGCGGGCCAAAUCUUCCGUCACGUGGGAGAAGGCAUAUUUGGAACUUACUGAGCUUGAUAAGGCCGCUGAGGCAUGGGUCGAGCGCGGGCAGUUCAUUUGGCCUGUUGGGGAAGAGGAAAAUCCUGAUGAACAAGAACAAACCAUGGUACUGAAGAAAGAGUUCAUGCGCGCUAUGCUAAACAACGGCACAGUCACUCGCUCCUCGGAGCCAGUACCGGAAGGGAAAGCAUCUGUCUUUCAUACCUUAGUUGGUUCUUUAACCAGCUCCCGAGAGACCACUAAAGCCAGAGAUUUUGUCUUGGCACUCUUUCCAUCAUAUUCGUGGUACACUAUUCCUCCUAAUGUCAGAGACAUGGAAUUCGGAGAAUUGUGGGUCGAUUGUGUAACACAGUUCCAAACCUUUCACGAGCAGCCAUUUCUAAAUUUGAGUGUGAAACCUAAAUUGACCCUGGGAAUCCUGGGACAUACCGAAAUUAGUGCGGAGGAAUCUCAGAAGCCUUCUGCAGAUAUACCUUAUCCAAGGUGUUUGGGUGAUUUUGCAAGAUUGGCUUAUUUUCUUGGCAAUCGCGAGCCAUAUCUAGACGCAUCUCGACGGGGCACCUGGAGAAUACAAAAGAUGACAGAGCUUGACGAUUUAAACGAUAUUCUAGCCAUUGUCAGUGAAACGGUAUACCGUACGCGGAUUUUUAUUUUCAACGAAUGGAUAUCUCAAUAUUCUGUAUGGGCCACACAGCAAAAGUCAAGCGACGAGCAGCUGCUCUUCAAGCUACGACUUAAAAGGAUGGCUCGUGCUGUUGCAGGGCGCGGCGACAAGGCCUCUGAUGAAUCCGACGACACAAUAAGGAGACUGGAAUACGAGCUUGCAGUACUAGGGGAUAAAGGAGCCGCAAAAUGCUUCACGGCAAUUAUAGGGAUGUAUGUUCGACUUAAUCGGGAACUCGAUGAAAGAACACAGGUUCCAAGGGUUGCAAAGGCAUCGUGGGACCAGAUUGUAGAAUUGGCUAAAGAGCACGAUACUCCGUUUUGGAGAACAUCUUUGUUACACCUAGCGGCAAUAGUCUCUUGUGGACUAGGCUUCAGUUCACUUUCGUGGUCUCGGGAUAGGCUUUCUCCCUAUCUCGCGAGUUACCACGAAGAUGGCCAGCGCAAUGCUUUGAUUCAAACACUUAUGAUAGCUUCCCCAAAUCUCACGAUACACAGGUCGGAUGAGAUUAAUCUUUUCACCAAUCCUCAUGACCCGUAUGUGGUUAAGAAAUCGACAGAAGAGAAUGGUGCACCUAGGGUAAUUGGGGCAGCAAUAGAGUGGCAUCAUGAAGAUAGGGACGAUUUUAAAAUUGUUCUCUAUAAUGGCUGCCCUCUUGCCUUGCCUUGCAAUGAUCCUGGAUCUACACCAGACGAGUGGAUAUGUCUUUUCACGCAUGGUGACUACAAUGAAGCAAUUCGGUCGUUGAUGGGAAGUCCAGGAGUUUCUAGGGCUGCAAAUUUGCCUUUUCUUAUCCUUUAAUAUGUACAUCCUUUAAUAUGUACAGGAGC